CUUUACUUUUAUUUUCACUUUUGGGGAAGCUGGAUUUUUACGUGUUCCCUCUGUACUAUGGAUUUUUUUCUUUCUCCCAUUUACUACUUCUAGAUGACUUGCCGGGGGUAUCUGAUGCCACUUAAGGGAUCAGUCAAAACUUCUCAGUACUCAAUACUUUCACCAGCCUCUAAAUCAGCUUAAUCCAGCAGUGCCCAUCUGGAUUCAGACAUGGAGAUCCAGAAGAGUAGUUGGGAGUAACAGCCUUGGUGAUCCACCCCUGUGUUACCCACUGGAAGAGCAUUGUAACCCUCAAAGCUCUGUUCCUUGGCUAUGUCAGACAAGAGAAUUAGCAAACGAGGGAGGGCGGCCUCAGGGAAUGCGCAGCUUGAGAGGAAGACCCAGAAGGCUAAGAUGGUUCUGUUGGGAAGCAGUGGAGUUGGGAAGUCCAGCCUGGCUCUUCGCUUCACUAGGGAUGAGUUCAAGAGCACCGUACCCACAGUGGGAUGUGCUUACCUGACCCAGAUGGUGUGUUUACAUGAGACCACCUUGAUGUUUGAGAUCUGGGACACCGCUGGCCAGGAGAAGUACCACAGUGUCACCCCGCUGUACUACCGGGGGGCGAACGCAGCCCUCGUGGUGUAUGACAUCACCAACAGGGACACCUUUGUCCGGGCUCAGUGCUGGUUGCAGGAGUUGGAGAGACAGUAUAUUGUAGGAGAGACAGUGGUUGCUCUGGUGGGGAAUAAAGCAGAUCUCUCAGAUUUACGCCAGGUGGAGCUGCAGGAGGCGCAAAAUCUUGCAGAAAAGAAAGGCUUGCUGUUCAUGGAAACGUCAGCAAAGUCAGGCAAGAAAGUGAGUGAGCUCUUCAUGGCUAUAGCCCACAGGUUACUACAGAAUGCGGAUGAUGGCAGAACGACUUUAAUGCACUGGAGUGACACUCGUGCGGAUCUACACGUACCGGAGAGUCAGGAGAGCAGGGAGAGCAGGGAGUCAUGCUGUAGACGCUGAAGGAAGGGGCAGUCACAAUUAACUCAUCCAUUCUGAACUGAGGUUCACCUCUCACUCUGCAAGAUUGACAAGAUCUUGGUCUCAUCUAAACUGCACCGCCUCCUAAAGCCUUGCCGGAGUAUUUGGAGUUGGAGCCCAAAUGGAGGAGUACCCCGUUAUUGAACCACAAACCCCACUCCAUACACUGCUGCUCCUGGUAUUUAAUGGAGGUCUCCUGCACAAGUACUGACCAGGGCCAACUGCCUAGCUUCUGACCUGCCAGGAUCACACUCCAAGGUAGUCUGGCUGCAGAUGUAACAGAGCAAUGCCAUUUGCUUGGUUUUCAUAUGGACCGCAUCGCUUUAGGUCCUAGUCCUGCAGGAACAUAAGGGACCGACCUUCUGAAAAAAAAAACAAUUGUACAUAUUAGUCUUGCAUGCCUAGCCUGUAUGAUAAAGGCCCA
Acipenser ruthenus (sterlet) is the source of this 1432-nucleotide messenger RNA. Its product is annotated as ras-related protein Rab-17-like. NCBI's taxonomy places the organism in Eukaryota, Metazoa, Chordata, Actinopteri, Acipenseriformes, Acipenseridae. The transcript is spliced from 6 exons. Gene Ontology annotation, cellular component: endosome. Gene Ontology annotation, molecular function: GTP binding; GTPase activity. The coding region runs from base 313 to 990 and encodes 225 amino acids. The record is from RefSeq and is a predicted model, not a curated record.